CCGCCUCCUCCUCCGCAUGCCUGCGAAGGCCGAGGAAGCUUUUUAGCAACUGCGGCUGCCAGCGUCGCCGCCGCCGCCGCCACCUCUAAGAGAGCUCGCCUCGCUGAGCUCUGGCAGCGGCUCCUCUGCCUUGAAGGGCGCUCUGGGAGAGCGGGAGGCAAAAAGGAGGAGCGGGGGGCGCUCGGGGGCGCCCGCGAAGUGCAGCAAGAGCAGGAGGAAGAGGAGCAGGAGGAGAAAAACAAGCACCUGGGGCUCGGCUGCUCGCCUCACCGCCGCUCUUUCCCUCUGCCCGCCUCUCAUGCCAUUACAGCAACAAAGAGCACGCUGAGCAGCGGGCGGAGAGGCGCCCUGGCUCCGAGCUCCGUCAGCCCAGAAAGCGGCGGAGGACCAUGGCUAGGAAGGGGGACGCCUCGGUCUCUCCUUACGGUGAACCCAGAAAAUUUGAUCCAAAAUUCAGCGGACCUAUUCACAACAGGCAUUGCACAGAUGUAUUGUGCUGUGGGAUUUUCGUUGUUGUCAUCCUGGGUUACAUUGCAUUAGGAAUUGUGGCCUGGGUACAUGGUGACCCAAGAAAAGUAGCCUAUCCAACUGAUAGCUAUGGGCAGUUUUGUGGUCAAAAAGAUACACCUAAUGAGAACAAAACAAUUUUAUUUUAUUUUAACAUUCUGAAAUGUGCCAGUCCUAUAGUGCUAAUAAACCUACAGUGCCCUACAACACAGCUUUGUGUUUCAAAGUGCCCAGAUAGAUUUGCAACCUACAUAGAAAUGCAAUCUUCCUACAGAAGUUAUUGGGAGUACUACAAACAGUUUUGCAAGCCUGGAUUUACUAAGCCACGCAAGUCUGUGGCCCAAGUUAUGCGUGAUGAAGAUUGUCCUUCUAUGAUUAUUCCAAGCCGGCCUUUUCUUAAGAGGUGCUUUCCUGAUUUUUCUACUAAAAACGGGGUUCUGACUGUGGCCAAUCAGACUACUUUCAAAGAUGGAAGAGGAAAAACACGGAAUGUAACGGAUCUCAGGGAAGCAGCAAAUGGCAUCAAUAAUGUUCUUGAUGCAAGAUCAGUUGGGAUGAAGAUUUUUGAAGACUAUGCAAGCUCUUGGUACUGGAUCUUAAUAGGGCUGUUUAUUGCAAUGGUAGUCAGCUUGCUCUUUCUUGUGCUUCUGAGAUUCAUAGCAGGAGUUCUCUUCUGGAUUUUCAUCUUUGGUGUAAUUGGGAUUAUAGGAUAUGGUAUCUGGCAUUGCUACUGGGAAUAUCAUCGCCUUCAUGGAAUACCUGGUUCUGAUCUUACCGUCUAUGAUAUUGGAUUCCAGACAGAUUUCAGAGUCUAUCUGCAACUGAGGCAAACAUGGUUAGCAUUUAUGAUACUACUUUGUAUAGUGGAAGUUGUCAUUAUACUGAUGUUAAUAUUUCUGAGAAAUCGAAUUCGGAUUGCAAUUGCUCUUUUGAAAGAAGGUAGCCGGGCAAUUGGCUACAUCAUGUCUACAUUAUUCUAUCCAAUUAUAACCUUUAUUCUAAUCGCCAUCUGCAUUUCAUACUGGGCAGUGACAGCUGUUUUCCUGGCUACCUCAGGAGAACCUGUGUACAAAGUUAUGGCUAAUCAAAGCUUAUGCAAGUAUGCAAAUUUGACCUGUUAUCCAGAGACUUUCAACACAACCAAUGUGACCAAACUAUGCCCAGGGGCACAGUGCACAUUUGCUUUCUAUGGGGGAGAAAGUCUAUACCACCGCUACAUCUUAGUGUUUCAAAUUAUCAAUGUGUUUGUCUUUCUCUGGCUGGUCAAUUUUUCAAUCGCAUUGGGUCAAUGUACCCUUGCCGGUGCCUUUGCUUCUUACUAUUGGGCCUUCCGAAAACCUGCUGACAUCCCACCCUGCCCACUCUUUUCUUCAUUUGGACGAGCAAUACGGUAUCAUACAGGUUCUUUAGCGUUUGGCUCCUUAAUUCUUGCAGUGGUUCAACUAAUUAGAGUAAUCCUGGAAUAUCUUGAUCACAAACUUAAGGGCUCACAAAAUGCAUUUGCUAAGUUCUUGCUUUGCUGCCUCAAAUGCUGUUUUUGGUGCUUGGAAAAAUUCCUUAAAUUUAUAAACAGGAAUGCUUACAUCAUGAUUGCAAUCUAUGGUAAAAACUUCUGCACCUCAGCAAGAGAUGCGUUCUUUCUCCUCAUGAGAAAUGUGGUGAGGGUUGCAGUCCUGGAUAAAGUAACAGACUUCUUAUUAUUCCUGGGUAAAAUCCUUGUUGCUGGAGCUGUGGGUGUCUUGGCCUUCUUUUUCUUCACACACAGGAUACCAGUAUUUGCACAAGAAGCACCUUCACUGAAUUAUUAUUGGGUCCCCCUCUUGACUGUCAUUAUAGGGUCUUAUCUGGUUGCACAUGGAUUCUUCAGUGUCUAUGCAAUGUGUGUUGACACACUUUUCCUCUGUUUUUGUGAAGACUUGGAAAGGAAUGAUGGAUCUACAGCAAAACCUUACUACAUGUCAGCUAGUCUGCACCGGAUUUUGGGGAAGAAGGAACUGAGUCCCAAAAAGUUAAUGGGAUGAUGCUCAAAAUUGGAACAGUGUUAGUUUUAAGAAAGAGGAGAGAAAAAAAAUAAACAAUUUAAAAGGAGGAUGGAUAUAAUUUAGACAAAAGAUUUUCUUAAGUAUGACACUUCUGGUUAAUAAAUCAUUUGUGUUGCUUUGUACUAUCUAAAAAUAAGCAAAUGGGCAACAUUUUCAAGAUGUCUUUUAACUGCUGUGAAAUAAGAUCACAUCAUAGUUUUUAUAGAGUGCCUAUGGGAAACGUGUAAAUGUGAGGCUUCUUUUUUUUAACCUUUAGCUCUUAGUGUUUUAAUAACUUUUCUAACCUGAGAUUUUGCUGUCUAAAAUGACAGCCAUUUUGAUAACUUUUUUUAUAGGUGUAUAUUUGUAAAGGAUAUUCAGGCAAUUUUUCAAAGCACUACAAUGUAUCCUAAUUAGCCAUAAACAUAUCAAGAUUAUUGCUAACCAGCAGGUGGUCCUAAAUUUGUAAUGAUGGUGCUAUGGCUGUAUUUUUACUGCACAUGCUGAUUGACAGCUACUUAAACUGUGACUAAAAUAUACUAAUGGUUCUGAAGAAGGGCAUAUUGCUAAUUCAGUUGCCUCCUAAAAGUUGAGAUGGAGAUAAAUUGGGAUCCUGCUGAUUUAUCUAAAAAAAAAAAAAGACAGACAGUAGAUAGGGUAAAGUUUCUUAAAAUAUUUUCAUUUUUUUAAAAAAAAGAACGUUAUGCCAAUUUCUAUUCUUUUUUUUUGUAAUGUAAGUCAUGCAAUAGCUUCUGUUUGCCACCAGAUACAGUUGCAAAAUAUUAUUAGUAUUACUGGUUAAGAGUGCCAUGGUUUUAUGUGUGUUAUGUAAACUUUUUUUUUCUAGAAAAAAUAUCCAUAAAAUAAAAUCCAAUAUUAGUUUUUUUCCCCCUACGGAAGAACUCCUUGUUAGACAAGCUUGGUGUUCUCUAACCUGGCCUUCUGGAGUUUUGCUGGAACUUCUGUUCCAGUCCUCCCCACCAGUUCAACCUUUGUUCAGUGUAUCUUUGGAAAACACCAUGUUAGAGAAGGUUGACCUGACCUGAAACUCAAAUCAUUUGCUUUUCAUCGUAAAUUUUUCUCUUCUUUCUGCUGCUUGACAAAGAGAAAGAAUGAUUCUUUGCCUUUUAGGUCCCUCUUUCGUUACUUAUACGAACAUGUGGUCAUUUUUCAGUCAGAGAGGAAAGAAAUUAGAGAGAUGUAAUAUGAAUGAAUAUUCCUUGUAGUUGAAGUAAAAACUGGCCUUGAGUCUCAUGGAAAAAGGCCUAGUAAGUAAGUAUUAAAAAUUAGUAUUCUGCAUCAUAAAAUAGAAGACAUUCCUGCAAAGAAAAAUGCAACUUUCUUACUCAGAACUGGAAUUAAAAAUACAAUUACAUCAUUCAUCCCACUGUAUGUUAGUAAAAGCUGGGUAGACAACAUAUUCUAAGUAGGGUUUCUUCACAGUCAUGCUGCUUAUUUACGGGUUGUCUCACAUGAACUUUUAUUUCUGUUAAACAUUAAAACAAUGGGUAGUCUUAGUUAGGCUGUUUCUCCUGGAUCACGAGAGGCUUUUGAAAUUAAUAGGACACAUUGUAUUAAAAAAACAUGUAAUCAUGAGUUCCAUUAUCCCCUCAUGAUAUUAUCCUGUUAUUAACACGGGUGAUUGGCCUCUGUUUCUGACUGAAGCUUUGUGUGUCCAAGAAUUUGCACUGGUGAUUCUACUUUUUCUCUAACUUAUUGCACAAAAGCCAAGCUUGCCAUUAUAAAACUGGAUUCUCCAAAAUUCAUUCAACCAAACUCCCUAGUUCUACAUUAAGCUGGACUUGGUUUUAAGAUAAUUGGGGAAAUCAACCAAUAUUAAUUGGACUAAUAUAGAAUCUUAGGUGAUGGUGGUGGUGGGGGGUGUUUCAGCAUUUUUAACUCAUCUGUUGCAAAGAAGAAGGUUUUCCUGGAAGCCCCUUCUGUUAAAAGAAGCAACUUAUUUCCAGAUAAGAAUGUUUUUUUAGAAAGGUGCUUACAUCAUUUGUAUUCAAAACACCUGUGAGGCUAUCAGUCUGGAAUAAAUUAUAUAUAUAUAUGCACUCAGCUGAAUGUCCAUUUCGGUGAGUAGAUGUAUUUUUUUUUUCCAGACAAGUGUAAUUCAUCCAAAGUUAGCUUUACUGGAGGAGGAAUAUUUUGCUAAAUUUACCUACUUCAGCAAAAACUGUUCUAGAAGGUACUCUGGGAUAACAGGAGAGAUACAGGAAGAACUAGAUUCUAGAACAGUGGUUCUCAACCUGUGGGUCGGGAUCCCAUUUGGGGUCAAACGACCAUUUCACGGGGGUCGCCAAACAAGGCUGUCCGCCAUUUUUUUCCCCUUUUCUUUGGCCACGCCCCUGGCACCCAGUGAUGUAUAAGUGGGUUGGGGGUCACCACAACAUGGGGAACUGUAUUAUGGGGUUGCGGCAUUAGAAAGGUUGAGAACCACUGUUCUAGAACCUGGUUAGAAUCCUUUGCCCCUCUCUCAGCUGGAGCUUCCAAAAGAGUCUGCCUACCCCAGUGGAGUGGUCCUUUCAUUUCCUUCCCUUCUGUGCUACCAAAAAUGAGAGAAAAUUAGUUUCCUUGCAUGCAAAUAUGCAAAUCAAAAGAUGAACAGAGCCUCUUAACUACAGCAAUCACUGAGCAGUGGAGUGUUAGCAGACGUCACUCUAGAAGGCAACUUUUAUCCAUGGAUAACCCAAGAACAAGUUUCAGAUUGAGUCCUAUAUAAUUCAUCAUAAAAACAACAAAACAACUUUUCCCUUGUAAUGCCUGCUCAAACCUUAGAUUAUGGCUAUAUAAUUAACCCAGCUAGCAUGUUGUCCACCCAGUGUUAAUAUCUUGGGGUAUGUAGUAAGCAAAAUCAGUCAUUGCUAAGUAUGUCCUUGCAUAUUAAACCUUAGGAUUAGUCUUAAAUGUUCUCAGCCAAGAUAAAUUGAUAUCCAUUUGACAAAUAGCAAGUUUUCACUUUUAAGUCACAAUGCAACCAUUAGAUAUCAUUAGGUGUCUUUAGGAAUUCUUAGCUAUAACACUGGGUAGUUUCUAAAUAAUUAGAACUGAUUCUAAUGAUUAUUAGAACAGGAGUGACAUCCGGAAAAUGUUUGUUGUUGUCAUACUGAUUAAAACAGAGGCUUAGCAAUCAAUCCAAAGAAGCUAACACAUAAAGGAGGAAAAGCAAAUAAGAAAUUGCCAAAGAAGUCAUAAGAUUGCCUUUUUUUCACAUGCAAUCUUUAUUCUGGCCUGGUUUUUAUUUAAUAAACCAUGGUUAAAACCAUGUGAUUUAAUAUGAGUGAGCACAGCUGGUAGGUUGUACAUGAACAAGUAAACUCAGUAAGAAAUGUAACGGAGAAAUGCCCUUAAGGGGAACAGUCUAGAGUCGUUCUGUUAACUAAGCAACUGAAAUAAAUGUGAAAAUGCUAAGCAAUAGCACUGAAAUUUGGCUGCCAUUCAGCCAUUUGAAAUGUUCAAUAAUGGCAAAGUGUACAUCUGAUAGGCAAAAUUCCUGAAUAUCUUUCUCAGAAAUGAAUGAGCAUUAAUGUGCAAACUAAGUAAUAAUUUAUUUUUGAAAGGCUUUGAACUUUGACUGAUGUGUUUCUUAAUCCUUAGGACAAACCCUGCCGGUUUGUUGUAGUCUCCAUUUUAUGCAUAUAGUGCUUUAACAUAAAGCUAAAGCUUGAUCAAAUGCACUUCCUUGCUUUAGAGAAGUCAUAAUAUACUAGCGGAAUCAUUUCUUGAUGAAAUGAUAACGUUGAAAUAGGCUUGGAUCCUGCACUCCUUCGAGUCAAGAGCAAGGCAAAGGCCUUCUUGAUGGAACUGGUGCAGCAUCUAGCCCAUCUGAUUCUAAAGGGCUGAUUAUAUUAUUGCGCCAGUGUUUACAGUGUAAUAAAUGCCAAAACAUCCCAUAUGUAGUAUACAUACCGUGUGUGUGUGUGUGUGUGUGUGUGUAUAUAUAUAUAUAUAUAUAUAUUUUUUGCAGGCGUUUGCUGUUGUGCACAAAAGAGCCAGCAGAUGGAAGUAUUGGAUUGGUUUCAUUUUUUGCUCUCUGCCUUUCUUCCUCAUAGUGAGAGAUUUAGAAAGUCAGGACGGUUCUACCAAAAGACCUUAUUACAUGAGUAAAUCUCUGCUGAAGAUACUCAACAAGCAUAACAUACAAAGCAAGAGACAUUAGAGAAGGUCGAGUGUCCUGAUCACACCAUUUUGCGAUGGGUCUGGUGCAUUGUUUCUGCAAUACGUUGUCAGCUUUUACUUGUGCAAGUUUUAUACCAAAGCUAUUGUACCUGUGAAAUCAUCCGAGUUUGUCAUGACACCAAUCUUUCAAAUUCCAGGGACAGAGGAAACAUGAGAGAUUUAUUUUUUUUUCCCCUUCUCUCUCUCUCUCUCUUGAUUUCUUUCUUUAAUUCCUGUGGCUUGGCUGUUUUGGAGUGGAAGAAUAUUAAAAUGUUGGCUGUUGUUUUAUUUUUCUUGUUUUAAAAAAGAGGUAUGAAAUGUUUUAAUGUUGAAAAUUUUGUUCUAGGUGAGUAAACAGAUUUUUCAGAACAAUGUUAAGAGUUUCCAAGGAAGAAAACCUGUAAAUGUCCUUUUCAGUAUAUAUAUGGUUAAAGAAUAUGUAAAUGUCUCUUGACUGCAUUUCAAGUUAUGUCACUUUCCUAGCCUGUACAGCUGUGUGCUCCAAUACAAAGUGCCUUACUGGCUAUUGGCAUCACCUAAUUUAUGUUCCAAAGUUUACAAGCACCAUUUGAACCAUUAAUCUACUAUUGCUUGAAAAAGAUAAACAAAAACUCUCUUUUGAUUUACUUGAAAGCAUUGGUACAAGUUUGGUUGUUUUAUGUAGUUGCAAGUGUUAUAAAACCUGUAUUUUCCCCACCUCCAUCUGCUCUAAAAAGCUAAGUAGAGGGCAAUAUAACAUUUAAGGGAAUAGGUUUUUCAGCCUGGUUUUUAGCCAGCUUGAUUUAUAAUUUAGGAUAUUGAAUCUCUGCUGACUUUUCACUUCAACCUGUGCUGCAACCCCACACAUAACCCUGUUUUCUGGGGUAUUUAUUCAACUUCCUCAAUCCAGGAGAUCAGAAAUAGGUGUGCCAAUUUUCCAGCCAGAUGUUUUAUCUAUCUUCUGAGCAGAAAUUUGAUCCACCAUAAUUAACAGGAAAUAUUUAUUGCCCUGCUAAGAAAUGUCAUAUGACCCUAAUUUUAGAAAGUCUUUCCUGUAAAAGAGUAGUAGAUUAGAUAGAAAAAAAAUUAUCAAGAAAGAAAAAGUUCCAGAGCAAUGCCCAAAUCUGCACCCCACUCUUCCCCAAUCUAUCCAGGGCGGCAUCAAUUCCAAGGCAAGCCACUCUGGUUUCUCCCAUCCCAUUGUCACAAAACCACAUCUGCACCUGUAUACAUACCUGCCAGAAGCCACAGGACAGAAAGAGCAGAUCAAGAUUGGCUGUAAAUUAAGGUGUACAAGUAGUCCCCAACUUACCAUCAUUCAUUUAGUGACUGUUUGAAGUUACCACAGCACUGAAAAAAGUGACCUAUGAUUAGUCUUCACACAACCACUGCAGCAUCCCCAUAGUCACAUGGUCAACAUUCAGGCGCUUGGCAACUGGCACAUGUAUUUUUGAGGGUUGCACUGUCCUGGCAUCCAUGCGAUGACCAUUUGCAACCUUCCUAGCCAACUUCCAACAAGCCAAAUCAACCUGGGGGAAGCCGGUUUCGUUUAACAACCACGUGAUUCACUUCACAACUGUAAUGAUUCACGUAACUGUAGCAAGAAGGUCAUAAAAUGGAACACAACUCACCUAACAGAAAUUUUGGACUCAAUUAUGAUCAUAAGUCAAGGACCAUCUAUAUAGUUGAACAUGGAAAACAAAGAACACAUACAUUCCCUCCCUCCCUUCCUUCCUUCCCAGCAAAAUAAGAUAAUAUAAAGGAUAUGAAGUGAGGGAAAUGGGUAGAUGUGCAAGAAAGAAAAGGCUUAUUUAGGAAUUACAUAAAAGGCUGGAAACUCAUUUGGCAACGUUUCCUCAUUCCAAGUUAGUCAAAGGGCUUGUGCUUUUCCACAGUGAGGUUCGCAGUCCUUUGUGCUCCCUGUCCAUUUCUUUGCUUUAGUAGCCAACUUAGGAAGAACCUUGCCCCCUUUACAGAUCUGAAGGAGCAUGAAACAGCUGCUCCAGAUACAGCCACAGGGAUCAGCUGUGAAGUUGGCAGUCCUACAGACAAGCUCCCAUGUGAAUGCUGGGAAGAAAAGAAAUAUUUUUUCUUGCUUGGCCUUGUAUGUGUGAUGCCUGUAGAUAUUUCAGCUUUCAGAGCUGAUGAAAUCCAUGCAGAGGGGGUGCUUUGUAAAACAGAGCUCCGAGCCUGCCCCUUGAACGGAGUAGGGCUGCGCCCUCGGCAAUCGUGUGCAUGCUCAGAUUACCAUUCUGCUGGUUGUCUGCAAACGUGCACCUCAUGAUUAGCCCAGAGACCCCCUCAAAGCGUAGAAAACAUGGGUGCCAAAUUGCAUUGCAGCGCUCUUUUGGCUGUCUCGCUGAGCAUUCCUACGGAGGAAACUUUUCAAGGAAUGGAAACUUGGAAGAGUACAGUAUUUUGCAACACUACAGCCAUUUAGUAAUCAUUAUUCUGAAGUUACAGGAAUGAAUGUUACACUAGCAGUGGAGUUGUGACUGGAUAGCACUGCUACCUAACCACAGGUAGCAUGGGUAUGUCCCUUUAGUUUUGCAUAGGCCCUUGCUUUCAUCAAGACAAUUAUAUCCCCUGUUAAUGUCAAUCACGUUGCAUAAAUACUACUUAACAAAAGUUACAAUAUUGCAGUUAUAAAAAGUAUUUCUUAGGUCUAACAAGACAAUAGGACAACUAAGCGUGUACACCUUAUGUGUUUACCCAAAAGUAAAUCCCACCAAAUUAAAUGAGGCUUAACUUUCAAGGACGUCUGUACAGUACAAAGUAUUAGAGUAACACCUUAAUAUUUGUAAUUAUUUCCGUGGGUUGGUUUCCAUACUCUGCUCAGAAAAAUGUGUUACAAUCUUAGAUACAAAGCUUAACUGAAUUCAUUUGGUAGCAGAUCCCCUUGCUUCUGACUAACUGUGCCUAGAUUCAUGGAAUUAAGGGUAAAUUCUGACUUUAUUAAAAUUAGAAAUGCUCAUUAUUAACCCUGGAAUCAAGAUAUAUUUUUAGAGCCAAUUAUACGAUGUCUUGUACUUCCAUGCACUAAUUAGCUAAGUCAGAAUCACUUCAUCAAUUAUUCCAUAAUUUAGAGUCCUGCUUUGUAAAGUACAAGAAGCUGGAACAAGGAGAUACAUAUAGUACACUAGUGUAAAGUAUUUAUUGCUUUGUUAACAGGUGUUAAAAGACUAUUUCAUUUUUUAAAUCCAUCUAAAGAUAAGAUGUUAUUUUAAAGGAUGAGUUUUAAUUUUCUAACUUUUGAUACAAUCUAUUAUCCGCCCUUGUAAAAUGUUAAUUAACAUUUAUAGUUCAUGGUAAUAAAAGAGAAACUUAAUAUCUUCUUAGUUUCUGAGAUGUAUAUUUAAUACUUCCUUAAACAAUCAUUAAUGCAACCUGUGAUAGGGGUACAUCACCAUUUUAAAUAUGUACUCAUAUUUUGCAUGAUAACAAAUGAAGGACAUUUUCUGUUUCUCAGCUGAUCACAUUUCUACUUCAAAUGUGAUUUUUUUAAGAGACUGUUUUUUGUGCCCAAGGCAAAUUAACUUGAGCACAUGGCCAUCUGAACUUUAAAAUCUAUUUGCUUCUGCUGUGCAGAAAUUUUAGAAACAUAUUGUUGAAAAUAUCUUUGCAGAACUUAAUAUUUAACACAAGUUGUUGUUACUUAUUGUUUAACAGCUCUUAAGAUUUGUUCUAAUAAAGGUUUAGAUUAAAA
Crotalus tigris (Tiger rattlesnake) is the source of this 10377-nucleotide messenger RNA. It is a transcript of the gene SLC44A5, whose product is annotated as solute carrier family 44 member 5. The transcript has 22 exons. Bases 390 to 2528 code for a protein of 712 amino acids. Gene Ontology annotation, cellular component: membrane. Gene Ontology annotation, molecular function: transmembrane transporter activity. NCBI's taxonomy places the organism in Eukaryota, Metazoa, Chordata, Lepidosauria, Squamata, Viperidae. The record is from RefSeq and is a predicted model, not a curated record. Gene Ontology annotation, biological process: transmembrane transport.